Molecule: messenger RNA, 6347 nt
Organism: Bicyclus anynana (squinting bush brown)
Lineage: Eukaryota; Metazoa; Arthropoda; Insecta; Lepidoptera; Nymphalidae
Gene: wry
Product: neurogenic locus notch homolog protein 1
Exons: 11
Coding region: 2715-4367 (550 amino acids)
Biological process (GO): heterophilic cell-cell adhesion; establishment or maintenance of epithelial cell apical/basal polarity
Cellular component (GO): plasma membrane; protein-containing complex
Molecular function (GO): calcium ion binding
Source: RefSeq, a predicted model, not a curated record
GCCCGCCCUCAGUGCCACGGAGGCUGCGGGGGACGCCGCCCGCCCUGCGCCGGCUAUCCGCUCAACAUAACAUUCCUACAUCAUUGUUAUUUCAAAACAUAUAUUUACAGUAUUGGCUACAUAUUGAAUUAUACUGCAAGUCAAAGUGAUUGUGUGAAAUUAUCAUACGGCCUUCCAGCUGAUGACAAGCAAGGCCAUCCUCAAUUUACCGUUGAAACAGUGCCAAAUAAACCAAGGACAUUAAUAUCUGGUACAAAAUGGCCAUAAUAGCGAAUAACUAUUUUAAACCUACGAACAAAAUUUAUAAAAUGUACACCGUGCCAACAGUUUUAUUAAUGAUAUUGUUCUUUGGAGGGAGUUGUUACUGCGAUGUAGUUCUGAAUUCUACGGACAAAAUUAAAGUCGUAGUAGCUACGAGUAGCUCGGCUGCGCCCGCAACCACAGAGUAUAUCCACUCAACGAAGUCUAGCGUAAAACCGCCGAUGGUUACAGUGCCUCUGAGCACUAGCGCUGCUACGACAAAGGAGAGCUUUACAACUCAAGCGUACAUUAGUACAGAGCGGUCGACCACGACUCGCAAAGCGAAAACUCAAGUCGAGGCGAGUACAAAGGGGUUGCUUAAAUUUGCAAGAAGGCGAAAGUUGAACUCUACGUUUAGUACGCUCGGUGCAGUGCAUACAGCGCGUCUACAAGAUCGUCUCGGUGCUAUCGACUGUGAGCUGCCGGUUCUGCCGAGAGAAUCAAGAGUAUGGCGUGGCAAUGAAACCCAUGAACUUAAUUUGCCAGUAACGGUAAGUUGCUAAUAUAGACACUUUUUACUUUAAGCAAGUACCUAAUGUACGUAAUUUUUUAUUGUAAGAAAUAUAUUUAUUGGUAUUCUUAAUAAUAAUAUAAUAAUAAUUAACAAAUUUACAAAUUCUUUAAUGUAAUGUGUCAUUUUAUAUUUUCUCGUAUCUCUCAGACAUUCCCUGAGAAAAAUUCACUUCCGGCUGCUCAUCGGAUAACUCUAACGAAAAAUAAUAUAAUAAAAAUGAAAAUACUUAGGCACAUAAUAUAUAAUAGUUAUGAAACUAACAAUCGGCUCUUAUCAGUAAAAAACAUGUCACUUAUUAGUACUUAUAUUUAUUAGCAGAAUCUCUGAAAUCUAAGAAUUACAGAGAGCAAAAACUCAUACGAAACCUAAUCCAAUAAAUAUAAACUUUAAAACACCUAUAAAAUAAUUACACAUCGCUUGACCUAAAAUACCCGUUACACGAGUAUGAGUAGUUACCGACAAGAACAAUAUAAUAUUGUGCACGGAACAUAACUCUGAUAUAACAUUUUGGACCAUAACGUUAAUCGUGACGGCGCAGAGCAAAGCGAGGUCAAAUACAUAAACCAUAAAUCGUCCUAGCGCAAAAGGAAAAGAGAAAAAGCUUUUCUGCUUCAGCAGACCAAGUCUGUUCAUUACUUAUAUAAAAGGAAAAUGUCUGUACGUCUCGCACAGAAUACUAUGAGUGGCAUUUUCGAGAUUAGCACGCGUGGGCUAUAUAAUAUCUUGCUCAUCCAUGAUGUAUGAAAUGGCGAAUUUCUUAUAGGCGAACAAUAAAUAAAUCACGAAUUGAACUCGUAAAGCUAAAGAUAUUUUAUGCUCCUUACCUACGAGUAUAACGAAGUCCUCUGUAAAAUAAUUAAAUAAUUGGUAAAUAAAAUUGGGCAUCCUCAAAAUCGAUACAAUUGUUACACAUAUAAGAAAAAAAUCGUAAAAUAUAAUAAGCUCAAAAUAUAAGUUCAAAAAAUAUAAUAAGCUUAGUAAAAACUGCAAAAAGAUAAUAAUGACACACAGAGCUUAAAAGCAUUUUGUACUAUAAAAUAAAAGCAAAAUUGAACUUUGACAUUCCACCGGUUAUAUUAUUAUACGUAAAUCUAAUAUUGCAACGCCGACGCUUUUAACCUGUGAUUGUGUGGGAGGAAGAUAGGGAUGCGUAUAAGUUACGUUAAAAAGUAAUUAUAUUGUAGAUUGUAACAGUGUAUAUAUAAUGUAUCAUGUAAUUAUAUAUUGGAAAUAUUUCACUUACAUUAUCAGCCUCUCUGCAAUGCGGGUUACUCGUCCAGGGUGAUUGUCAGUCUAACGAUCACUGAUGUUAAUGAUAAACAGGACUAUAGCUUCAUGAGCUUUCCGAGAAAAUUUCUCCUGAUUUCUUGGAAGUAUCAAAAAUCAGGACUCGAAUCGAGGACUUUGUGAUCCAAAGCUAACUAUUGGACCAAAGAGGCAGUUGCAAAUAUUUAUGUAUUUAAAAAUCCUUCCCUGCUUCUCGCUCUACAAAAGGAUCUCUGAUGGCAUCGUACUUGAACGCCACAUCGUUUGGCGAUACCUUUCUACCGGUAGAGUGGUAACUAGCCACGGGACAAACCGUAAUAUAAACUAAUAUUAUAAAGGUAUAUUAUAAAGGUUAUCUAAACUAAUAUUAUAAAGCUGAAGAGUUUGUUUGUUUGUACGCGCUAAUGUCAGGAACUACUGGUCAGAUUUUAAGAUUUUUUCAGUGAUAGAUAGCUUAUUUAUCAAGGAAGGCGAUAGGCUAUAUUAUCCCCGUAUUCCUACAGGAACGGGAACCACGCGAGUGAAAUCGCGCAGCGUCAGCUAGUACAUUUAUAUGAAGCACGUUUUAAAUUUUUUUAUUAAGCUACUUAUAGUUGAAGUUUAUAAUUAAAACGUGUGCAACUUUGCGGCGUGGAUGUCGGAGGAGUGCGCGCUCCGGCGAGGAGGCGAGGAGGAGUGCCCCCCGGUCAUCGUGUCGUGGGAGGGGGCCGCUGACAUUCAGAGCGGAGAUAUCCUUAUCGUGCGCAUCGCAGACUCUUCCCCGCUAGACACCUUUGUUAGCGCCGACUCUACCAACGGAACUAUUGACACGAACUCUUCACAUGAUGAGGACAGGUCGCACCACACGAUCCCCCAGCCCGCCGUGUACCAAGUGACGCGGCAAGGACACGAACACUGCGACGUCUCUGACGGGAUGUUGCUCGAUAUUACGCCGUUAGACGAGAACGGAUCGAAAAUAUUCACUCUCUACGACAAGGACCUCACUGAAGGCGUUAAUUUAUUAAUAGUUGUAUCUGAGACUUGGGGGUCACAAUGCAUUCGAUUGAAGGUCACCGUGAAGUCGGACAACUGCGGCGAUUCCCAAGACUGUACAGGAAAGGGCGUCUGCUAUACAAAUGUAUCCAUGGAAGGCUACGAGUGCCAGUGCUGCCGCGGCUACGCUGGCCCGCACUGCGAGGACAGAGACGCGUGCAAUCCAUCACCCUGUCUGAACAAUGGCAUCUGCGUCGACCUCUCGCAGCCGCUCAACGGCGCUAACUACCACUGUCUUUGUCCAUACGGGUUCACUGGAAGGAAAUGUGAGAAGGACCCUUGUUAUUCUGAACCAUGCGUCAAUGGAGGAUCUUGUAUGAGCAUGGCAAUGAAUGGUUCCACAACAUUUCAUUGCGCUUGCGCCGAAGGAUGGACGGGCUCGCACUGUGAAGUGGCAGCUACUGGCGGCGCGUGCGCUGAGAAGCCUUGCGUCAAGGGGAUUUGCGUUGAGCAAACGGACAACGAGGUGGACGGAGAGAAGUACCGCUGCUUUUGUGAGCAAGGUUAUACAGGUGAUAGAUGCGAGUUGGAGUACAACGAGUGUGAGUCGUCCCCGUGUGCGAACGGCGGCACUUGCACCGAUCGAGUCAGCGGCUUCGAGUGCUCAUGUGGUCGUGGGUAUACGGGAAACACCUGCCAGACCAAGGUGGACCUUUGCAAGCCUAAUCCAUGUCCUGAGCGUCGUUACUGUUUGGACCAUGGGAACAGCUACUCAUGUGAAUGUCCCAGCGGUUUCGUAGGCCAAGAGUGCAACAGUGUCGCUACUGUCUGUGACAACAAUCCGUGCGCUCAUGGCGGCACGUGCUGGAGUGGAGUGGACUCUUUCUACUGCUCGUGUCGACCGGGAUACACCGGCAGGAUUUGUGAAGAGGACUUCAUUCUGGAAGCAGUGAUGGACGGCGAGAGUGAGCCGGGUGCGGAGUCCCACGGAGGAGGCUCGGUGCGCGAGAUGCACCUGCCUCUGGGCCUGUACCACGACCGUCUGCAUAAUGUGUACAUAGCCGCCGGGACACUCGGCGCGGCGAUAGCUAUCGUUGGGGUUGUGGUGACAGCUUGCCACUGCCGAGUCAACAAGACGUACUCGCGUCUGCUGUCACGCCUGUCACGUGUGACGGAGCCAGGGCCGCCCCACCACUGGCUGCAGGACAAGCGCGCACCCCCCGCGCCCUUCCAGCCCCCCGCCGCCCUCGACACCACCGACAUGUACUACACGCUCGACUUCAGCGACAGCCAGAGCUCCCCGCUCAUACAAUAGCCAUCACUCCUGAACUGCUCCGAUGGAGAGCGGUUCAAAAUACAGAUAUAAAUUCACAUAUGACCAUUGAUAUUAAAUUGCUCUCUCUGCUGCAAGCCACGUUACAGAACCUAUACUUAAGUUUUAUCCCUCUUAACUAAAAAACAUGGCUCUACAUUUGAAACUGUAUACAAAUUCCAUAAAUUCAGCCCUAGUAUAAAAUGUCUCUUGGUGUCUCCCGUGAUUGUGGUCCAUAGCAACAUUUAGAACUGUUUAGAGUUAUUGAAUACUAGAGCCGACGUGGUUUUUUUCUUUUAAUAAUUCACUAAUUACGAGUUACAAAUAUUAUAAUGCGCCAAAACUAUUUAAUUAAAAACAUUACGCCAAAAGCUUCAAAAGAUAAUAUUUACGUAAAAUAUGUUUUAAUUUGUAAUUCCUUAAUAUUUAAAUGUAAUUUUAAAAAUAACGUAGUUUUUUAAAUAAGAUUUAACAUCCUUGAUUACAAUUAAGUUUUAAAUAUCAGAAAUUUAACUUGAGCAGAGAUAGAAAAAUUAAAAGGAAAUCGCUGAAAAAUGCAAUGCUUUAAAUUUAAAUUCUAAUUACAACCGACUUCAAAAAAGAGAAGUUUCUCAAUUCGACACGAAUGUUUUUUUUUAUUUAUUAUUAUUGUUUGUUACCUCAUAUCUUCGUCAUUUAUUAACCAAUUUUGAUUUAUUUUUGUCUGAAAGAGUAUUGAACUUUCAGAUUAGUCCCAUUUAAUUUUUACGAAAAUAGGUUCAGUAUUUUUGUGUUAAAAUUAAAAUUAAUCUUUGAAGUCGGUUCCAUUUUUAUGUUUAUAAGAUUAUGUUAUGUUUGUUCCACAUUGUUGAUUCAUUAUCUAUCAAUUUAUUGUAUUGUUGUUAAUUGGAAGCUAAAGAAUUAAAAAAAGAUGUAAAGUUUGGUCACGUAAGGUGACAGAAGGUUAAAACGCAGAAAACAAAUUAGGUACGGCAUAUUUUAUGCGUAUUUAGUGAACAGGCCCUUUUUGUGUGUGAACAAACGUAGAUAGUAUGCAGUCAAAAGUAUUUACAACGCAAACUUUGCGACAACAUCGUGACGAUAAAGCUGCGGAAUGCCUUAGAAAGCGCUAACAUAAUUAUAAUAAUUAAAACGCAAAAAAUGUAAGGAGAGCGCAAAUCGCAACUCAUGUUGCGUUAAUCGCUUGCGCUACGUAUAAUAUUGACGAUCAAAUGGUAGUGUGAUAUUGCAAUUAGUACAGUACAGUUAAACUAGUAUUUAAAAGUGAGCUUUUACAAUAUGUUUUCUACCACGGAUUUGUAUAGUUUAUUAAUUUGAAUUAAUUUAGGUGUCUGUUUUAAAUCUUCAUGCCAAAGUAAUUAAGCGAUAUUUAUAUCCAUUAAAAUAUAAAUUGAUGGUGUUAUUGUUAAGAAAUAAAUUUUUGCUGGAUUUAGCAUAUUUGAUAGUUUGCGUUUAUGCGAUCAUUACGUAUUUUUAUAAAAAAAAAUCUACUUAUAUUUAAUAAUUUUAAUAGACAUUAAUUUAUUUAUCAACUAUACAUAAAAUAGUUAAUGUUCAUUGUUUUCCUUUUAUUUCUCCAGAUUAAAUUAAGUAAGAAAAUAUUAAUAAAAUCGUGUUUUUGAAUAACGCACAGAGCGUUUUUCAAUAAAGGUUUUGCCCUAAUAAUUAUAAUUUAUUCAGACAUUCUUAGGAGAUAGGCUUAUUAAGAUGAAAUGACUGACCUUCAACGUAGAGGCAUCACCUUCCAUUAUCUAUUACCUACCUUUCCACUCUUUCUCUAUCUAUCUCAAGAUUAUUAAAACGUAUAGAUUUUAAGAAACAAAUGUCUGCUCAGUCGUAGGUAGAACUAUUUCUAUUCUUCAUGAAAAUAAUUCUAUGUUCUCCGUGUGCUUUUGUGAAACGUUGCUUUUGGUGUACAUAAUUGAAGCUAAAUGUUGAUGUAAACCUUAAGAUAUAACUAUCAAAUAAAGGUACUUUCAACUA